Messenger RNA from Haliotis rubra (blacklip abalone), 762 nucleotides. RefSeq names its product serine-enriched protein-like. The transcript has 5 exons. NCBI's taxonomy places the organism in Eukaryota, Metazoa, Mollusca, Gastropoda, Lepetellida, Haliotidae. The record is from RefSeq and is a predicted model, not a curated record. Gene Ontology annotation, molecular function: protein binding. The coding region runs from base 1 to 762 and encodes 253 amino acids.
AUGAACAGGAAUAGUUCCCGACUUCAUUUGGUGGAUAAUGAUUUCCUGGACAGUGAAAGUGGAGGUGAAGCAUCGUCUGGUUAUGAAUCAAGUGACUCUUCCAAUAUAUCACGUGAUUCAAGCCCAGCCCCUCUUCCACUGCCACGCACCUCAUCUCAUGGCCAAGUGAUGAUCUUCAAAAGCACCGCCGGUCUUCAGGACAGCCUCGCUUUUAUUCUCAGCAUGCCCGAGCUGUGUGACGUCACUUUUCUUGUUGGCAAAGAUCGAGUUCCGGUUCAUGGGGUCAAGGCCAUACUAGCAACUCGAAGCAGGUCUUUAUAUCAACUAAUCUUGCAUCAUCAAAAACAGUCUGAGCUGUCGAAAACAACCAAAAAUAUAUUCAAGAAACAGAAACCCUCUCCCUGCUCAAACACGCUCGUCAUCCACGUCCCUGACUACGAGGUCGAAACAUUCAGAAGGUUCAUCACAUUUGUCCACUCGGGCAAGGUCAAGGUCGACGUCAACCAUGUUGUCGGCCUUCUUUGUGUAUCAGAGGAGUUUCGAGUUCCGGAUCUUCGCACUGCUUGCAAGGACUUCAUAGACAGAUGCCAAGGUCAUGGACAGAGAAAAAAGCUUGAAGGAACAGCCAGACAGUAUCUACACAAAAUACCUGCUCAAAAGCUCCUGGCUGAGCCACGUGACUGGGAAAUCUUGGGAGGACUUGACGCUGUGGUGUCCUCAUCACAGCACAGUGAUGGAAACUACUCCAAGUUCAGGAGCUAA